Molecule: messenger RNA, 1913 nt
Organism: Phacochoerus africanus (Common warthog)
Lineage: Eukaryota; Metazoa; Chordata; Mammalia; Artiodactyla; Suidae
Gene: NTF3
Product: neurotrophin 3
Exons: 2
Coding region: 826-1599 (257 amino acids)
Biological process (GO): cell surface receptor protein tyrosine kinase signaling pathway; memory; negative regulation of neuron apoptotic process
Molecular function (GO): growth factor activity; nerve growth factor receptor binding
Source: RefSeq, a predicted model, not a curated record
UCCUCUCUCCCGUCCCUCGGCUGCCGGAGAAACCGCCCAAAAUCUGGGAAAGUGAUCAGUUUAAGGGACCAGGGUUGGAAAUGGGGGGCGGAGGCGAGGGAAAAGCGAGACUACGGAAGGGCAGGAAAGGGUUUCGGCAGAACCACCAGCCCCCCACCAGCACACCCGUCUGCUCCUGCAGAGAAGGCUCCAGGCACAUCCCGUAACAAAAGGGGGUGGCAGGAGGACCCGAGGCGGAGGGGAGGCGUGGGUGCAGCCGCUUCUCCCCGCACGAGUCCCCGGUGUCUCCGGAUCGUUCUGCGCCGAGCUCUCCGCUCGCCGCCGCCGCCGCCGCCGCCCCCCACCCCACCCCCACCCGCCGCCCCAGGCCGGCCGUGGGCUGGGGGAGGGGACGCGGAGCUACGGACCUGGAGAGUCGCUUGCCAGUCUAGGGGUUGAGACUCCUGGAGCUGCGCGGCUACCUGCUGGAGUCCCUCUGCCUCCGCUCAAAGCUUUCUCGGAAAACUCCCACCCACCCUGGAUUCGUCCCACCCGGCGGCAACCCCACCCUGGAUCUCUGCGCAGAUGUUGGAGCCGCGCUCGAGGCCCGCGCAUCUGGGUCUCCGCCAAGGAGCCGCAGGCACCGGGAUCGGGCGGCCCCUGGGGAGGUCCUCACGGUUCCCCUGGGCCAGCUCUAGGAAUCGGAGGUGCGGGGAGGCUGGGAGACCCGAGGCCCCGCGCAACUAGGUCGGACUUCAUCGCACCGACAAGGACCAAAUUGCUCCGUCGCCCCCGAAGGAAAUUUGGGACGCUCAGGAGUUGAAGCUCUUACAGGUGAACAAGGUGAUGUCCAUCUUGUUUUAUGUGAUAUUUCUCGCGUAUCUCCGUGGCAUCCAAGGGAACAGCAUGGAUCAAAGGCGUCUGCCGGAAGACUCGCUCAAUUCCCUGAUUAUUAAGCUGAUCCAGGCAGAUAUUUUAAAAAACAAGCUCUCCAAGCAGAUGGUGGACCUUCAGGAAAAUUACCAGAGCACCCUGCCCAAAGCCGAGGCCCCCCGAGAGCCAGAGCGGGGGGAGCCCGCCAAGUCGGAAUUCCAGCCCGUGACGGCCAUGGGCCCCGAAUGGCUGCGGCACCAGAGACGCUACAACUCCCCCCGGGUCCUGCUGAGUGACAGCACCCCCUUGGAGCCCCCUCCCCUGUACCUCGUGGAGGAUUAUGUGGGCAACCCCUCCGUGGCCAACAGAACGGCGCGGCGGAAGAGGUACGCGGAGCACAAGAGUCACCGGGGGGAGUACUCCGUGUGCGACAGCGAGAGUCUGUGGGUGACCGACAAGUCGUCGGCCAUUGACAUUCGGGGACACCAGGUCACGGUGCUGGGGGAGAUCAAAACGGGCAACUCCCCCGUCAAACAAUAUUUUUACGAGACGAGAUGUAAGGAGGCCAGGCCUGUCAAGAACGGUUGCAGGGGCAUCGAUGACAAACACUGGAACUCUCAAUGCAAAACCUCCCAGACCUACGUCCGGGCACUGACGUCAGAAAACAACAAACUGGUUGGCUGGCGGUGGAUACGGAUAGACACGUCCUGUGUGUGUGCCUUGUCGCGGAAAAUCGGAAGAACAUGAAUUGGCAUCUCUCCCCGUAUAUAAAUUAUUACUUUAAAUUAUACGAUAUGCAUGUAGCAUAUAAAUGUUUAUAUUGUUUUUAUAUAUUAUAAGUUGACCUUUAUUUAUUAAACUUCAGCCACCCUACCGUAUAUAAGCUUUUUUCUCAAUAAAAGUCCGUGUGCUUGCCUUCCCUCAGGCCUCUCCCAUCUGUUAAACCUGAUUCUGUAACCCGGCUCCCCCAGGGGCCGCCCUGUAAAAUCUGUGUACACCAGUAUUUUGUAUUCAGUAUUGUCAAGGCCAUGACUGUCGUUGUAGUAAACGUGUUAAAAUUG